GUUAAUAUUAGAAUUGGAAGUUUGUAUCAGUUGCUGAAUAUUGGAAAUUGGAUGUAAUGGCAGCAGAAUUUAUAAAGAGUUGCUGUAGAGGAUGUUUUUAUGGUGAAACAGAAAAGCACAAUUUUUCCAGGGAGAGAGACUUUAAAGCAGCAGUCUCAGAGAGUCAAAAUACCACUGUCUGUGUCCCUCCAUUGAGUUCUGUUUCGGUAAAGCCUCAGGUUGGCUGUACUGAGGAUUACUUACUUUCCAAAUUACCAUCUGAUGGCAAAGAAGUACCAUUUGUGGUGCCCAGGUUUAAGCUAUCAUAUGUUCAGCCCCGGGUACAAGGAACUCCCUCACAUCUGGAGGAACUGGAAGGAUCUGCUAGAGCAUCUUUUGGAGAUCGAAAGGUAGAACUUUCCAGUUCAUCCCAGCACGGACCCAGCUAUGAUAUAUACAACCCCUGCUAUAAGUAUCAGCACAUUUCGCCUGAUUUGAGCCGGCGCCUUCCUCCUCGCUCAGAAGCAGCGAGACUGUAUGGAUCAGUUUGUGAUUUAAGGACCAGCAAACUACCCAGUUCCCCUGGGCUAAGCAAGUCUAUGUUUGAUCUUACAAGUUCAUCUCAGCGGUUCAUGCAGAGACAUGAUUCAUGGUCCAGCAUGCCUAGUACUUCUUCUUCAAGGAAAAAUUCCCAGGGCAGUAACAGAAGCCUGGAUACAAUUACUCUGUCAGGAGAUGAAAGAGAUUUUGGGAGAUUGAAUGUGAAAGUGUUUUAUAAUUCUUCAGUAGAGCAGAUCUGGAUCACAGUUUUGCAGUGCAGAGAUUUAAGUUGGCCUUCUAGUUGUGGGGACUCUCCUACUGUUUCUAUAAAAGGAACGCUAACAUUGCCCAAACCCGUGCAUUUCAAAUCUUCAGCAAAGGAGGGCUCUAAUACUAUUGAAUUUAUGGAAACUUUUGUAUUUGCUAUUAAACUCCAAAGUCUACAAACUGUAAGGCUUGUAUUUAAGAUUCAAACCCAGACUCCCAGGAAGAAAACCAUCGGGGAAUGCUCACUAUCACUCAGAACUCUUAGCACACAAGAAAUGGAUUACUCUUUGGAUAUAAUGUCACCUUCAAAAAUUUCUGUUUGCCAUGCAGAACUUCAACUGGGGACUUGUUUUCAAGCUGUAAAUAGCAGAAUUCAGUUACAAAUUCUCGAGGCACAAUACCUGCCAAGCUCUUCAACACCUCUCACUCUGAGUUUCUUCGUGAAGGUGGGGAUGUUUAGUUCAGGAGAGUUGAUUUAUAAGAAGAAGACACGCUUACUGAAGGCCUCCAACGGAAGAGUAAAGUGGGGAGAAACUAUGAUUUUUCCACUUAUACAGAAUGAAAAAGAAAUUCUUUUUCUCAUCAAGCUUUAUAGUCGGAGCUCUGUAAGAAGAAGGCACUUUGUGGGGCAGAUUUGGGUAAGCGAGGACAGUAAUCACACCGAAGCCGCAAAUCAGUGGAAAGAGACAGUUACGAAUCCAGAAAAGGUUGUUAUCAAGUGGCACAAAUUAAACCCAUCUUGAAGACAUCACUUGCUAAUUUGGUGAAGAACUUGACAUUCUUUUAGAAGACUUCUGAUUUCAAUUUGCUGCCAGUGAGAAGAGACAAAUCAAUACAUUUGUCUAUUUAUGAAGGUCAUAAUUGUAAUAGAUAAGAGAUCUUAUGGAAAAUUAAAUUUGAUAAAAAAUGGGGUGAAUUAUAUCAAAUAUCCAAAGUACAGGGCAUGUUUUAAAACUUGCCAAAAUAGACAGUAAAAUAAAGAGUAGUAUGCUGGGGCAACUAAAUAAAUUAUACAAUCAGUGAAAAUUUCAACCAUAGGUAGUUUUUGCUAGAUUAUGUUUAUGGGGUUUUUAAAAGCUUUACCUAGAUAUUAAAACUCUAGUAUAUCAAAUCUCUGUUGGUUAUUAGAAUGUAGAAGACUGUACUACUGACUGUUCCAGUGCUGGUUUUUAUUCUUAGACCUCGACUUCACUGUUUACCUCUUGCUGUAUAUUUUCUCUCAGCAAAAAUGAAUUAAACCACUUCAACUCUUCUGUAUUUGGGGAAAAUUUGUGCCCUGUGUUUCUCAUUUCUUACCCAAAAGGCAUUCCAUUGCCACUUUGUAAAUGAUCUCCAAGAAACUUGAAACGUAGAUCACUAUAUUUUGGCAAGAGUAAAUGAAAACACCAGAGGGUUGAAGUUUAAUUGGAAACCUAGUGUAUACACGUUUUGCUAUAUGUUUUCCUCUCUCAAACAGCUUACCCUUUGUGUUAAUUGGAGUUGGGAUAAGAUUAUCAUCCAUAUAGUCCAUCCUAAUUAGCAGAAUUAAAUGAGCUUAAUUAGGAACUUCAAUAUUUUAUGAUAAUCAUUUCCUUUUUUUAAACUUUUUUAAAAAUAUAAACUACUUGUUCUGUAAUCCAUGAUAUUAUUUUCCCACGUUUUUAAAGAAACCAUAUUGUAGUAUAUAUUUUCUUUUUCCUUUUUUUUUUUU
This is a messenger RNA of Ailuropoda melanoleuca (giant panda), 2476 nucleotides long. It is a transcript of the gene TC2N, whose product is annotated as tandem C2 domains, nuclear. The transcript is spliced from 11 exons. The record is from RefSeq and is a predicted model, not a curated record. Lineage: Eukaryota; Metazoa; Chordata; Mammalia; Carnivora; Ursidae. The coding region runs from base 57 to 1529 and encodes 490 amino acids. Gene Ontology annotation, cellular component: nucleus.